Messenger RNA from Sorghum bicolor (sorghum), 4542 nucleotides. RefSeq names its product pentatricopeptide repeat-containing protein At3g12770. The transcript is spliced from 3 exons. Lineage: Eukaryota; Viridiplantae; Streptophyta; Magnoliopsida; Poales; Poaceae. Gene Ontology annotation, molecular function: RNA binding; protein binding. Gene Ontology annotation, biological process: RNA modification. The record is from RefSeq and is a predicted model, not a curated record. Bases 56 to 1576 code for a protein of 506 amino acids.
UCUAACCGCCUCGUACCGCCACGGCCGUGGCCCGUGGCCACCUGCCGUGGUCACCAUGCGCCCGCUUCCGGCGUCCGUGGCGUCCCGACUGGCGGCGGUGCUCGCGGACCCGGUCGGCGUUCCGCUGCCCGUCUUCAACUCCCUCCUCUCCGCGCUCGCCGCCUCCGUGGACCCCUCCCACGCGCACCUCCCGCUCCACCUCUUCCGCCGCCGCCUACUCCCGCUCCGCCGCCCCGACGCCUUCACGCUCUCCGCGCUCACCUCGUCCCUCCCCUCGGCCUCCGAGGUCCUCCACGCCCUGGCCCUCCGCCUCGGCCUCCUCCACGCCGACCCCGUCCUCGCCAACUCUCUGCUCCGUCUCUACCUACGUCCACCCGUCCCCUGUCCGGGCCUCGCGCGCCGCCUGUUCGACGAAAUGCCCGCGCGCACCGCGUCCUCCUACAACACCCUUAUCUCGCACUCGCACUCGCCUGAUGACGUGUGGGGCAUCGUGCGGCGGAUGGUCGCCGACGAGUGCGCGCCAGACCGGUUCACUGUCUCAGCCGUGCUGCCCGUGUGCACUUCUGCACGAUGGGGCAGGGAGCUGCAUUGCUACGCUGUCAGGGAUGGGAUGUGCCGGGAGGAUGAUUUCCAUGUUAGCAGCGGCCUUGUGUCCAUGUACUGCAGGGUUGGCCACCCGGACUCUGCACGAACGGUUUUCAACAGGAUGGAACGGAGGAACGUGGUUUCCUGGACUGCCAUGGUGGGAGGGUACAUGGAGAAUGGUAUGUUUGAGGAUGCCGUGGAUUGUUUCCGGGCGAUGUGGCUGGUCGACGCCAUUCCACCAAACAGGAUCGCGUUGAUUACUGUGCUCUCAGCCAUUGAGGCCCUCUCGGGCUUGGCAGAGGCGAAGCAGGUGCAUGGUUUUGUGGUGAGAAUGAUGAUGCAUGCUGAGGUGCCGCUGAACAAUGCUUUGAUUGAUACAUACGCAAAGUGUGGGGCCUUGCAUUAUGCAAGGCGGGUCUUUGAUGAUACCAGUUGGUGCAAAGAUGUGAUCUCAUGGGGUGCAAUGAUUUUGGGUUAUGGCAUUCAUGGUAUGGGUGUCGAAGCAGUUGCUUUGUUCGACCAGAUGCUUUCCUCUGGGGUUAAACCUGACAGUAUAAUUGGACUUGGUGUUCUUUCAGCCUGUUGCCGUUCAGGUUUGGUGUUGAAGGGCCUUGAUACAUACAGCUCCAUGGUAAACGAUCAUGGGGUUCAUCCAACUGAGGAGAUGUGUGCCUGCAUGGUUGAUUUACUUGGCCGAUCUGGGCAUGUUUACCGUGCCUUUGAUUUUGUGAAGUCAAUGAGUGUGGAGCCAGGCCCUAGUGUCUGGGGAGCACUUCUGGAUGCCUCUGUCAAGUACGGCAACAAAGAAAUCCAAGAUCUGGCUUCCAGGUCUCUUCUUAGAUUGGAACAAGGGAAACCAUCAAAUCUUGUUGCAGUAUCUAACCUAAACGCCUCUUCAGAAAGGUGGAAUAUUGUUGAACAAGUUAGGGAUACAAUCAACCAGGGAUCAUUGAAGAAAAGAACUGGUUGUAGUUGGGUAAAUCCAACAUAGGUUAACAAUACUUCUUCGAGCGACUUACAGAUAGGUUUUCGGCGCUUCUGAUCUCAAGUGUACACAUCAGAUGGCUAUGCCCUGGGAGCAAUCACAUCAUAUUGCACAAAUUACUGGAAGGUGUAUUGAAGCUGCAACAACAAAGCUGCAAUACUUGUAUAUUGAUAGAUGAGUAGAUUAUGACACAUCUACUGUUGGAGCCUUUAAACAAGAACUGCCUUUUACCAUGAUGUCAAAAUUGUCUGCAAUCUCAUCUUUUCCAGGUCUUACAAUGAGCUAGAGUAGUAGAAAAUGAUGAAGAUCUGUUCCUAGUUGAACAAUUUGUGUGAACAAUCAAGCUGCAACUUGAGGAUGCAUGAAGCCAACUUGAUAUUCAGCGAUUUUAUCUUAUAUAAAGGCUCAUGAUAACUUUGCAUCAAGGUCCAUCUCCUGUUCCUGGGUCCUGACUGGUUGGCGCCCAUAUCUCAGUUUUAUAUGUUCAGUUUGAAAUUACUUGCUGCAUUGUUUCACAAGUCAGUAGAGGAUAUGGCUGAAAUUUGUUGCUUAAUUGAAUGAACAACUGUUGGUUGAUGCUUUGUAAGAGGUCCACAACUGUUGGAUGAUGCUUGUAAGAGGUCUUGGUCAUGGAUUCACAAAAGGUCUAUCAUAUCAUAAAUGCUUCAUGCUUGUGUGGCCUUGUCAGUUGUAACCUACUACUACAACUUUUGACUUUGCUUGGAUAACACUUGGCUGGUUCAUGAACCUGGUUCAAAAUUUGCUUGGCUGUGAAUUUGCAUAUCUAGGUUAGGCCAUUUACAUGAAGCAGGACAAUUGCAGUCAGACCAGAUUGAAUGAAACCAUAAAAGAAUUGCAAGAACAAGAAGGCAAAAAAUCCGAUGCUUAUCAUGUUCCUUUACUUCCUGCAUCUGCAUAAGUGGCACUAUAAGAAUGUGAAACAUUGUCUCAAAGGUGCAUGUUCUUUGCUUCUUUUGUUUGUGCAAACUACAUUUUUUUUUGUGGUCAGUCCUAAUUUAUACACUCAGGCUAUGUGGCUGAGGGUUCUUAAUUAUAAUGCCUUGGGGAUGCCAUUCCCCAGUUUUUUUUUUUUUUUUUUUUGGCUUGUCGGUAGCUGAACUAGUUUAGGUGCUGUAAUAGGUCAUGACUUUUGUAGGUAUGAGAGCUUCAGCAAAGUGCCCUUUUGUAGGUAUAAGAGUUUCAGCAAAGUGCCUUUUGUAGUUAUAAGAGUUUCAGCAAAGUGCAGUCUAGAUUCUUGAAGUGAUGGAGCGAGAAAUGCAGUGCUCAGUCCAUGAUUAGAAGUGAUGUAUUUGUAUUAACUAACUUUUGAUUUGUUCAAUGCAAUAACAUGUCUACCUCAUGUGGUGAAGUCUCUGGAGGAGUAUAUGGUUGUUAUAUGGGGUCAAGGUUUUUGUCCUUUGAUUGAAACUUGGGCCUAUGUCUAUGUUUAUUCAGCAAUCUUGAUAGCAUAGCUGUAGAAACAUUAAGUAUCACAUCUUAGGGUUAAUCGCUACUGAUGCAAUUGUUUGUUUCUUGCAUUUAAAGCUUGUGUUCUUCUACUCCAACUUGGUUGGGAUUAAAAGGCUUUGCUGUUGAUUGUGGUCUGUGUUCAAUUGCUGAUAGCCUGAUACUCAAUGAUUCAAAUAUGAGAUACAUGAAUAAAGAAAUAUAAUUGUAUAACCUAUUUCUAAGUAGGUAUCUUUAUGUAACAUGUUGUUGAGAUUUACAUCUUUGUCAGUCAGUUAUAAAUUAUAAUUCUCUGAUUAUUGUUCUGGUCUAAGAAAUGCUAUUUGUCAUGCAUCGAUCCCAGGUUUGGCUAAAGGGCUAGUUAGAUUGCCACCAGUGCUUGUGAAGGAUAGGAAAUUUCUGGGAAUUGAUAUGGUUCAUAACUUCAUAUAAUUUGUCACUAAAAAAAUUUUCUCGACUUGUUUGGCCCCCAACUGCUUGAUCAUGAUCAUGUAACUUCCACAUUUCCCCGUUCACACAUGUAGGAUGAGUAUUUGGCGGUGCAGUUAUUAUAUAUAAAGUGCAUGGAUCACAAAUACAUGUACUGAAGUUACUUCUACAUGGUUCAAUUUUUCUUCUGUUGUGCUGUUUGUUGAUGAGUUUGUGCUCAGAUGCAUGUUCCGCAUGCUUGAUCAUGAUCAUGUAACUUCUACAUCUCCCCAUUCACACAUGUAGGAUGAGUAUUUGACGGUGCAGUUAUUUAUAUAUAAAGUGCAUGGAUCACAAAUGUUACUUCUACAUGGUUCAUUUUUCUUCUGUUGUGCUGUUUGUUGAUGAGUUUGUGCUCAGAUGCAUGUUCCGCAACCGUUUGCAGAUGCCAUUUGCAGUGUACACAUGGAAAAGACAUACAAUCAGGAGGCCAUUUGAGCAAUGGAAAUUCAAUGAACAAACAGAUCACAGGAGCGGAAACAAGAAGUCAGAUCACCAUGUUAUCUUCGGAGCGAAUCUAUCAUCAUGUUCCAGUUGGUAUCUCACGUACCUCCUAAUGUUCGCCGUAAAGAGUUACUCUUUGCUCUGGUUCUGGCCAUGAACAGCCUCGCCAUCUGGUUCCAUCAGCCCUUUCCUUAUUGGAUGACCAGGCUUGUUCGCUUUCAGAGGUGACAGCAGGUUUGGUCUUGUGACCCUUUCGAGAAUAUCAUGACUCACACGGAUUGAGAUCUUGUGAUGGUUGCAAGGACUGCGCGCCCGGCUCCCAUGUUGUUGGUUCCGUCCUCGCGAUCACAUGCGUGCAGAGGAGUGUCAUCUCAGAUUUAAGCAAGCUCCUGACUGGAACGGCUUGAGGCGCUGUAGCCUUUCGUCGGGGAUCAUUGUUGGUGCCGCGUCAUAAUUGUUCCCCGGUCUUAGCAUGCUCUGUGUAGGGGCUGCUAGAUCUCUUCUGUAGGCUGUUCCCUUGAUUUAAAAGAUGGCGGCAUGUUAAUGGCAUGAUGAUUAGCCAUUUAAUAUAUGAUUGGAAAGGUCCAACCGCA